UCCCACGCUCACCACGACGUCGAGCGCGCGGAAAAAGUUUAUCACUCUCACGAAACUUAUGAUCGCGGGCGCAUCGCGCGAACAACCCUAUGAAAUACAAAACCCUCUAAGAAAUAAAACGUGUUCUUAGUAAAACAACUUAACUGUGUUAAAUAAUUUAUUUUGAGGAACUUUUCGUAGUGUUAAACAGUCUUAUUUGAUCGGUCGGUAGAUGAUGUCCAUCUGUGGCGUAGAUGGGAUGUCCGGACGGUGACAGGUCUUGGGGCAGGCUGGGUGCAAACGGCGAGGGUCCGAGCGGUCUGGGUGCGCGUGUCGCCGACUGGAUGCUGCUGCAGCGCGAGGGCCGGGAGCGGCCACCGGCCAUGGAGGAGGACUGCUCGGCGCGGCCCUGCGCCACCGACUUCUCCAUCGCCGCCAUCAUGGCACGAGACCGACAAGAGAGACGGGAGAGGCGGAGGCAUAGGGACCCAAGAGAGGACACUCUGACGCCACUUGAAAAGUUUGUGGACGCGACCGCGUCAGCGUCGGGAUCGCCGUCGCCGCCGUUAGCAGAGUACGAACGGGAUUCCCCAGUGGACGUAUCCUCAACGUCAGAGGCGGGGUCCGCCAGCGGAGCGCCCGGUGGCUCGCGAGCCCUUUCGCCCGCGCCCCGCAACCCCCAACUUACGGAGAGGUGCUCCAGCGACGAGAUGAAACACAUACAGUGCCACCUCGAGACCAAAGAACUGUGGGAUAAAUUCAAUGAACUAGGCACGGAGAUGAUCAUCACCAAAACUGGAAGACGCAUGUUUCCGACGGUGCGCGUGUCAUUCGCGGGGUGUAGAGCGGAGGCGCGCUACGCCGUGCUGUUGGACGUGGUGCCGGUGGACGGCAAGCGAUACCGCUAUGCCUACCACCGCUCCUCUUGGCUGGUGGCCGGCAAAGCGGACCCGCCCGCGCCGGCGCGCCUCUAUCCACACCCCGACUCGCCUUUCGCCGGUGACCAGCUGCGCAAGCAAGUCGUCUCCUUCGAGAAGGUCAAGCUCACCAACAACGAGAUGGACAAGAACGGUCAGUUGGUGCUAAAUUCAAUGCACAAGUACCAGCCGCGGAUCCACCUGGUGCUGCGGCGGGAGGGUGCUGUCAACGCGCCCAUCGUCGAUCUUGAGCAGGAGGAGUUUAAAACGUUCAUUUUCCCCGAGUGCGUGUUCACCGCGGUCACCGCCUAUCAGAAUCAAUUGAUAACAAAACUGAAAAUCGACAGUAAUCCGUUCGCCAAGGGGUUCAGAGACUCUUCACGUCUCACUGAAUUCGAGAGAUUCUAUAUCACGGGCGAGCACGAACGAACAUCGGUCUUCGAUGACGCGCGCUACGGCGCCGCCAACCCUAGGGAGACGAUGGAGUCGAUGCUGGCGGAGCAGCAUUACCUUCGCUCUCCGCUGCGGCCGUUUGACCUGGACCAACACAACAAUAACUUGACGCUGGAAGAGAAAGCUAUCUUGGCUGCUCGGUCGCAACUGUUUCUUCGCGCCGCGUAUCCGUUGUACGGCGUACCGGCGGCGGCGCUGUGGGGCCAGUGGGCAUGCCUCGCCCCGCAACUGCUCGCCCAGCAGCAUUUGGCUUCUGGAUCGGGGUUGCAGCUCCCGCGACCGGUGUACCCGGGCGGCGUGCCCGCCGGUCUGGCGCAGCACCGCUUCUCGCCGUAUCCGCCGCGUCGCGCCUCACCCGGCUCCUCGCCGGACUCGCUGCGCGAUGCCAGCCCGCACCCCCUGCCACCACACACCCCGCACGCUCCGCAUCCCCCACACAGCCCCACUUAGUGACGGCCCACCGAUUAAGCUUGAGGAUCUCUUAUAAAUACGUUAUAGCUUACUGGUAUUAUUUAUAAAAUAAACUUUAGAAGCAAAGUGAUA
Molecule: messenger RNA, 1892 nt
Organism: Papilio machaon (common yellow swallowtail)
Lineage: Eukaryota; Metazoa; Arthropoda; Insecta; Lepidoptera; Papilionidae
Product: T-box transcription factor TBX20
Exons: 7
Coding region: 234-1799 (521 amino acids)
Biological process (GO): regulation of transcription by RNA polymerase II; heart development; positive regulation of DNA-templated transcription
Cellular component (GO): nucleus
Molecular function (GO): DNA-binding transcription factor activity, RNA polymerase II-specific; RNA polymerase II cis-regulatory region sequence-specific DNA binding
Source: RefSeq, a predicted model, not a curated record